Mycena indigotica is the source of this 951-nucleotide messenger RNA. RefSeq names its product NmrA domain-containing protein. The transcript has a single exon. Bases 1 to 951 code for a protein of 316 amino acids. NCBI's taxonomy places the organism in Eukaryota, Fungi, Basidiomycota, Agaricomycetes, Agaricales, Mycenaceae. The record is from RefSeq and is a predicted model, not a curated record.
AUGUCUCGCAAGUACGACAAUGUUAUCGUCUUCGGACCUACUGGCACCAUAGGUGGACUUGUAGCGGCAGAGGCCCAAAAGCAAGGAGCCAAGGUUUGGCUUGCGAUGCGGGACACCUCCAAGGCCAUUUCCGCCAUUCCGUCCCACCUCGAAGAAUCCGGCAAUUUCACCCGUGUCCAAGCUGACAUAACCGACCCUCCUUCCGUCACCAAAGCCAUCGCUACCUCUGGCGCCAAAGCAGCAUAUCUCUACCUCAUCCAUGGCGACAUGACCUUUGGCCGCGGUGCUCUCCAGGCCAUGCGUGAAGGCGGGGUCGAAUACAUCGUCUUCUUGUCGGGCUAUAAUGUCAAGGGACAAGGCGAGGAGUUACGCGCCAUUCCGAAAGAAAACUGGAUCCCUUUCGUCCACGCUCAGGUCGAAAUUGCGGUGGAGGACGUUGGAUUUCCUUACUUUACCGCUUUGCGACCAGCCUGGUUCGCCAGCAAUUUCUUCAAGAACUACCUCGAUCGCUCGAGCAAGCCCAACUACAAGGCGCCAAUGCUCUACGAGGACGCAGUGUUCGACAACAUCGCGCCAGAGGAUGUAGGCCUGGUUGGAGGGAGGGUGUUGGCAGAGCGGCCAUCCGACGCAAAAAAGGAGACAAUUUAUUUGUGCGGGCCAGAACUGCGCAGUGUCAAAGAAUCUUGGGAGCUUAUCAAGAAAAUCACUGGCCGCCACGAUAUUGACACGGCCGCAACAACUGAGGCGGCGUUCCUCCAAAGAUUUGCGUUGCUGGGGCUACCCGACUUCGUUGGCAAAUACUUCAUGCGAGCCCUCCAGGAGUCGAAAGCUGGUUUUGCGGUGCCAGAUUACCAAAUCGGUGUCGAAAAUGUUCGCAAAUACGCGGGUAAGGAGCCGACGAGUUUUGCUGACUAUCUGGAAGCGCACAAGGAGGAGUGGAAAGCUCUCUAA